AUUACGUAACCGUGACUCAUUUAUAGUGACAGCACUGAAAAUAAUUAACUCUUGAAGUUGAACUUUAUAUUUAACACUACAGAGAUAAGACGUUAUUAGCUUGCUUAGCUUUCUAAAGGAACGAGUUUCAGCUUUCUGUGAAUCAGCCAUCAAACUUUUCCUCAGGAUGAACGAAAGAAUGAACGAAGCAGAAAACUCUUCCAGAUGUGGAUGGUGCUCUAGGUGUUUUAGUUUUUUACCAGUGGACUAUACGAGAGAGUUUGUAAGCAUGUGUACAUUAGCUUUUCCCGUGUUUCUCGCCAUUCUUUUCGAUUACUUAAUCCUUUUUACAAGCUCUGUGUUUUGUGGACACCUGGGAAAGUUAGAGCUUGAUGGUGUUACUCUUGCCGUAGCUGUUAUCAAUGUUUUAGGUGUUGGCAUUGGCUUUGGCUUGUCUGCAGCAUGUGAUACACUUAUUUCUCAGACUUAUGGAGCUGGGAACUUGCAACAAGUUGGUGUUAUAACUCAGAAGGCAAUUAUAAUCCUUCUACUUACAUGUUUGCCAUGCUGUGCCAUUCUCAUCAAUACAGAGUCAAUAUUACUUCUUGCGGGUCAAAGCCCGGAGGUUGCCAGAGUAUCACAACUCUAUGUGAACGUUUUUUUGCCUGGUCUUCCGGCUGUAUAUAUGUUCAUUGUUCAAGUGAAGUAUCUACAGAAUCAGGGAAUAUUUUGGCCCUUGGUCAUAACUGGAGUAGUAGCGAAUAUCUUGAAUGCUUUAAUAAACUACAUCCUCCUCUUUGUCCUGAACAUGGGUGUUGAAGGCUCAGCAGCAGCAAAUACAAUCUCACAGUACAGUUUGGCGACCAUAUUGUUCAUCUACAUCCGAUGGAAAGGUCUUUAUAAGGAGACUUGGAAAGGUUGGUCGAUGGACUGCUUGCAGGAAUGGGACUCGUUCAUUUAUUUGGCCAUUCCCAGUAUGCUCAUGAUGUGUGGAGAGUGGUGGACCUAUGAGAUUGGAGGCCUGCUGGCAGGUCUGAUAAGCGAAGUGGAGCUUGGAGCACAGUCAGUAAUGUAUGGACUGGCGAAUAUUGCAUAUAUGUUCCCUAUAGGCUUCAGUAUAGCUGGCAGUGUUAGAGUGGGCAAUGCCAUGGGUGCAGGAGAUGUGGCUCAAGCCAAACUCUCUGCUAAAGUCUCUAUAAUGUGUGCAGUCUCUGUUGCAGUGGUAUUGGCAACUGUAAUUGGUUGUUCAAAGAAUGUAAUUGCUCGUAUUUUCACUAAUGACAAAGACAUCAUCCAGAGGGUUGCCACAGUAAUGGUUUUAUACACUCCUUUCCACAUUUUUGAUGCCACAACGGCAGCAGGUAGCAGUAUAGUGAAAGGUCUGGGCAAGCAGAAGCUUGGCGCCAUAUGCAACCUACUGGGAUAUUAUGGAAUUGGAUGUCCUAUUGGAAUACCCUUGAUGUUUGCUGCUAAAAUGGGCAUUUUUGGUCUGUGGAUUGGCCUGUUAGUUUCCGUCUUCCUUCAGUCAAUAUUCUUCAUCGUCCUUCUUGUCAAGCUGAACUGGAAGAAAGCUUCGGAAGAGGCGCAGAUCAGGGCCGGUGUGGCGAUCAGAAGGACGGAUGGCGCCUCGCAGGAGGAUGGUGAAAAUGAAGGCUGUGAUGUGAAUGAUGCUACAGAUGUGGAUGUGCUGGUGGUGGAUGAGGAAGAGAUCGUGGCUACAGUGAAAGUGCAGCUGCCUUUGAGUGUUUUAGUGCUGCGCCGCGGCCUUGCUCUGGCAGCAAUGCUGGCGCUACUUGCUGCGGGACUCGCCGUCAAGUACAGUCUUAAAAGAUGAUGAUAGUUUAAAGAUGUGAUUACAGCUGACAAAAAGUU
This is a messenger RNA of Danio rerio (zebrafish), 1851 nucleotides long. NCBI's taxonomy places the organism in Eukaryota, Metazoa, Chordata, Actinopteri, Cypriniformes, Danionidae. The record is from RefSeq and is a predicted model, not a curated record.